Molecule: messenger RNA, 4823 nt
Organism: Stegastes partitus (bicolor damselfish)
Lineage: Eukaryota; Metazoa; Chordata; Actinopteri; Pomacentridae
Product: transient receptor potential cation channel subfamily M member 4-like
Exons: 28
Coding region: 416-4204 (1262 amino acids)
Biological process (GO): calcium ion transmembrane transport
Cellular component (GO): plasma membrane
Molecular function (GO): ligand-gated calcium channel activity; calcium-activated cation channel activity
Source: RefSeq, a predicted model, not a curated record
GUUGUCUGUCUGCUACAGAGGUGUGAAAAUGUAUCAGGGCUUUCUUUCUUUUUUUUUCACCACAUCUAAUCCAGCUCCAGCAGAGAAAGAGAUCUGACUGGUGAAAUUAACUCACAUUGCACAGGGAUCACAAUCAGCUCACACCCUGUGUUUGAAACGUCUGUGGUUUGAAGUUGCUCCUCCUAUUUUUUUUUGUUGAGGUUUUACAAAUUGUCUGCCUGUUGUGAAACCACACCCUCACCUGUGUGGCGUGUCUACACCGCACCUAGUUUCCCCUCUUGACUGCUGAGACACGCUUGGGAAUGGCAUUUCAAUGGCAGCCAAUUUAGUGGAAAAUGGUCAGAAAGAAAUGCUCCAGUGUUUCCCCACAAACCUCUCUCUGACAACCGGCAGAUAGAGGAAAAAAAACAAAAACAUGAGAGACACAGGAGGAGAAGGAGACGGAGGUGGAGGAGACAAAAUCAGUAAAUCUGAGAAGGACCAGAGUUGGAUCCCCAAAAUCAUCAAGAAAAGAGUGUGCACCACCUUUGUCGAGGACUCGUUCAGUAAUGGCGCACUGUGUCAGUGUGGGGGUGCCAGAGAUGCCCAUGCCUCUGUGGCUCUCGGUGACUAUUUCAGCACGGCGAUUGUGAACCACUGGGACAGCGCCCAGCAUUCGUCUGAAUACCCAACUGAUGCCUUCGGAGAGCUGCAGUUCGCAGGAGCCAGCAAGAGGCACAGCUAUUACCUGCGUCUGUCAUGGGACACCCCUCCAUCUAUGGUCUACACCUUGAUGACAGCCCACUGGGGUCUCCCUUCACCCAACCUGGUGGUUUCUGUUGUGGGUGGAGAAGGCAGGACUAAGGUGAAGACCUGGGUGCGAGAGGUCCUCAGGCAGGGACUAGUGAAGGCCUCGCAAAGCACAGGCGCGUGGAUCCUGACAGCAGGCUUGCGUGAAGGCGUCGGUAGGUGUGUUGGCGAGGCAGUGAGAGAUCAUGCCACUGCGGCUUCGUCAGUCUCCCUCAACAAGGUGGUGGCGCUGGGCAUCGCGUCAUGGGGCCUCGUGCACAACCGGGACCAGCUGGUCAACCCUCAGGGCAGCUUUCCUGCUAAGUACUACGUCCAGAACCCGUCCCGAGACUCCUGCUGCCUGGACAACAACUACCAGGCCUUCCUGCUGGUGGACGAUGGGAGUGUGGGCCGCAGAGGAGGAGAGACGGGCUUCAGAGCCAAACUGGAGGACUACAUCUCCCACCAGCGCACAGGCAUAUGGGGCAGUGGCAGCAUUGACAUCCCUGUCCUUUGUAUGCUGGUAUCAGGGGAGGCCAGCAUGUUAGAGAGAGUGGAUCUUUCUCUGAAAAGCUCCAUGCCCUGGCUGGUGCUGGCUGGCUCAGGAGGCAUGGCUGACUUCCUGAGCGAUGUCCUGGAGAACCUGUCUUCAGCUCCUGUUGUCCAGUCUUCCGAUGAAGGCGACAGCGGGGCGGGUCCCAGUGUGGAUGUGAAAGACAGAGUGGCAGAACGGGUUAAGAAAUACUUUCCUGCGGAAGCGGAGACAGACAAACUCGUUGAACGGGCCCUGAGCAUCUACCAGAACAGAGACUUGAUUACAGUCUAUCAUGGGGAGCAAGAGGGACCAAAUGACUUCGACACAGUCCUGCUCAAGACAUUAGUGGGAGCGAGUAAGCAGCGUGCAUCAGUUGACGCCAGCCCUUACAAUGAAGAGCUGAAGCUCGCGGUCACGUGGAACAGGGUUGACAUUGCCAAGAGUGAACUCUUCAAUGGAGACAUUCACUGGAGGUAUGAAGACUUGGAGGACUCCAUGACGGAUGCUUUGGUCAAUGAUAAGCCCCAGUUUGUGCGGCUUUUCACUGAGAAUGGCUUGAACAUCCUGGACUACCUGACUGUCGGGAGGUUGGAAAGCCUCUAUCGCUCUGUGGCCGAUGGGACGCUGCUUUACCAGCUGCUUCAGCGCCGCCUGGUGGAACGUCUGGGAACUGCAGCCUCUGCACCUGCUUCAUCCAGCGUGGAAUCGCCUUCCAAAGUGGCAGCAGAGAACAUGCAGAGUGGACCAGUGAAGGAUAUCACCCUUUUUGAGGUGUCAGGAGUUCUUGAACUGUUAAUGGGAGAUGUCUGCCAGCCAUUUUACUAUGAUGCUUUGGGCUUAGAGAAGAUCUCAUCCAAAAGGAGAGCUCUCCGGCGUGCCAGUAAGCUGCUGCGUGGCGACUGCUUGUAUCGGGAGCGGCGCUGCCUCUUCCCCUGGGCUUCACUCUUCAUCUGGGCCGUCCUGCAGAACCGCAGUGAGAUGGCCACUUUCUUCUGGGAAAUGGCAGGCGAGUCAGUUCUGAGUGCUUUAAGUGGCUGUAAGAUACUGAGAGAGCUGUCCAAGCAUGAGGUGGAGACUGAAACCAAACUGUCCAUGAAGGAGCUGGCCCAGAGGUUUGAGAAUCUGGCACAUGAUGUCUUCAGCUCCUGCUAUCGGAGCAAUGAGAGUCGCUCCUUCACCCUGCUGAUCAGGAAAUCUCCAGUUUGGGGCGGCACCACCUGCCUACAGAUGGGAAUGGGAGCAGAUGCACGACUGUUCUUCAGCCACGAUGGAGUGCAGUCUCUGUUGUCUCAGAUCUGGUGGGGUGACAUGAAGAGGAACACUGAGGUGUGGAAGCUGCUGCUCACUUUCUUCUGCCCCCUCUUCUGCUACACCAACCUCAUCUCCUUCAGGAACCAAGAGGACCAGCAGCAAGAAGAGGAGGGGAAGCCUAGCGAGGACGGUCCAGGUCGGGACAGUGACAGCCUCUAUGGGACCACCGUCUUCUCCUUCUCUGACAUCAAGCACAUUGAGGCUGAUUCACAAGGACCGAUCACUCCCAGGACAGCCACCAUCAGAGGCGUGCCCCACCGCCGCCCACCACCGAAGCGUCCCUUCAUAGUGUCACGCUGGCGUCAGUUCUGGUUCGCGCCCGUCACCUCAUUUUUGGGCAACGUCCUGAUGUACUUCCUCUUCCUCCUGCUUUUCGCCUACGUGCUGUUGGUGGACUUCAAGCCGCCGCCGCCCGCUGGUCCGGCCAUCACUGAGUACGUGUUGUACUUCUGGGUGUUCACCAUCGUGUGUGAGGAGAUCCGAGAGACGUUCUUUUUAGGGACGAUGACCUGGCGUCAGAGGAUCAGAGUGUACAUUCAGGACGUGUGGAAUAAAUGUGACCUCACUGCUAUUAUACUGUUUGUCAUAGGAUUAAUCUGCAGGAUGUUUCACUGGUCAUACGAGUUCGGCCGGGACAUCCUGUGUGUUGACUACAUGGUCUUCACCCUUCGCCUCAUUCACAUUUUUGCCAUUCACAAGCAGCUGGGACCAAAAAUCAUCAUCGUGGGCAAGAUGAUGAAGGAUGUCUUCUUCUUCCUCUUCUUCCUGGGGGUGUGGCUCAUGGCAUACGGAGUCGCCAAUCAGGCUCUGAUUUACUCCUACGACCCUCGCCUCGAUCGCAUCUUUCGCAGGGUUUUCUACAGGCCCUACUUGCACAUCUUCGGACAGAUCCCCGUGGAGGAGAUGGAUGUGGGGAAAGAUUGGGAUAUGCCCUGCACAGACAACAUAACUUUGAUUGAGGGUGGUGCGGAGCCGUGCAGAACUCUGACCAGUAACUGGCUGGUGGUAAUUCUGCUGGUCAUUUAUCUCUUGGUCACCAACAUCCUUCUCAUCAACCUGCUCAUUGCCAUGUUUAGCUACACCUUCUCUGAAGUGCAGGCCAACAGCGACAUCUACUGGAAGUUCCAGCGCUACAACCUGAUUGUUCAGUACCACUCGCGUCCUUCCCUGGCUCCUCCUUUCAUCAUCCUCUCCCACAUCAACCUGUUUAUCAAGAGGACCAUCCGCAAGGUGCCCUCUGUCAAGAUCCACCACUUUGUAUUGCAGUUAAGAGGGAAAGCUGCUAACAGAUUAAUGACGUGGGAAACCAUCCAGAAGGAGGACUUCCUGACCGCUCAAAACAAGAUCCAGAAAAGCAGCGACUCAGAGAGACUCAAACGGAUGUCUGUCAAAGUGGAUGGUCUUGUUAAACAUCUGACUGAAAGCAGGGACUUUGAUCACAGACUGAGGGCUCUGGAGAACGAGAUGGAAUAUUGCUCAAACGCGCUCAGCUGGAUUGUGGACACUUUAGCUCAAGGCAGCACAUUCAAACCUCCUCGCCCGCCACCGACAGUACGAGAUGCUUUCCCCUGUUCUUCCAGUCUGACUUGAUUCAGCCAUGGGGGGAUGCUUUCACGUCACUCAGGACGACAGAAAUGAAGCACAUUCACUUGGCUUCCAUGCAACCCACCAACCAGUCAGACUAGUAACCACGGGACCCAAACUCACUGAACUGAAAACAAAAGUUAAAAAUCGUCACCACUCUUGACAGUAAAUGCUGUCUCAUUCAAACACCAAAGACAACUGCAUUGUAUUUGUAAUUAUGGCUGUUAAAUAAUGAGACUGGCUCAUGUUACUGAAAUCAUAGUACGCACGUGUAAACCCACAUCAGCCAAUGGGGAAGCAUAAACGACCCCUGGAAGUUUCAGUCAGCUGCAGUGUAGUGUGAUUGAAACAUAUUAGAUUAAAUCACAGAAGUAGCCUCACACAUCUCAUAUGUUUUAUGCCGUUUACAGCCAAAGCCACCAUGUCUUCACUGCUGUAGUUUUAAGUUGGAAUUUUAUGUAUUUUUAAAAAAAGUUUUAUUCUGAUAUGUUGUGAUACUGUUUACAUGGGUUAUAUAAAGCGCACAUAGUAACACUGUAUGUUCAGUUACACUAAAUGGUUGCUGACAUCAGCAUGUAUAAUGUAUUUGCACAUUAUUUUUCUGUUCAAUAAAUUGUAUCAUGAA